AUGAAUCAAAAUCAAAUAUUUUCAAAUGAAAUAUUCAAUGAAAUAUUUCAUUUUCUUUAUGAUAUGAAUGAGUCUUUGUUUAAUUCUAUAUUGGUAUCAAGAAGAUGGGCUAUAAUUGGUAUUCCGAUACUCUGGCAAUUACCUUUCAUGAAAUAUAAAGAAAUUGUAAAUGAAGAGAAACGUGAAAUUAUGAUAGAAGAUCUCAUUAUUCAGAUAAAGAAGAAAUCAACUUUAUUUGAAUAUUUCAAAUAUGUUAAAAUGAUUGAUACUUGUUUAACAGAAAAAUUUCAAAUCAAGACUAGA
Messenger RNA from Scutellospora calospora, 303 nucleotides. NCBI's taxonomy places the organism in Eukaryota, Fungi, Glomeromycota, Glomeromycetes, Diversisporales, Gigasporaceae. The record is from the annotation of a GenBank genome assembly.